Messenger RNA from Salvelinus namaycush (lake trout), 4104 nucleotides. Its product is annotated as T-box transcription factor TBX2b-like. Gene Ontology annotation, biological process: regulation of transcription by RNA polymerase II; positive regulation of DNA-templated transcription; cell fate specification. The record is from RefSeq and is a predicted model, not a curated record. The coding region runs from base 661 to 2751 and encodes 696 amino acids. NCBI's taxonomy places the organism in Eukaryota, Metazoa, Chordata, Actinopteri, Salmoniformes, Salmonidae. Gene Ontology annotation, molecular function: DNA-binding transcription factor activity, RNA polymerase II-specific; RNA polymerase II cis-regulatory region sequence-specific DNA binding. Gene Ontology annotation, cellular component: nucleus. The transcript is spliced from 7 exons.
UCAUUGGUUAAUAUUUUAUUCCGUUGACAUGUUUUCUUACUGCUAAUGCUUCCGACACCUUGUUGUCCACCCCCCUCUCUUAGAGCCUGGCUGGAGCUGUCAAAACCACGCCUAUAGAGGCCCACAAUUGGUCCAGAAAGCGUAAAAUCAGCAAUCAAAGGGGCUUGGUUCAUUAGUGUUGGGAUCGAGGCAGGAAGGACAUGUGAGAUAGUCACAGUUCUACAGCGAACAGGGCAAGAUCUAACCAUUUCAACUCCGUGUCCGUGUGGAAUGAUUGCUCUAGCCUUCCGAGAGACACAUCUUAUUUUUAUCAAAGCGAUUGGUGGGGAGAAAGAAGGAAACCCCGAUUCUGCUCUCAAAGCGUCGCUGCUUCUUUAUCUUUGACUAAUAUUGUUACUGCACUUCGUGGAGGUACCAGCAACGGGAGUUUACGUGUAGUAUAGGCUAGUUCCUAUCAAUUCAUUUUUUUCAGAUAAUAACCAUCUAUAACGCGUCUAUUCAUAGGCUAGCUAUCUGGCACCGUAUUCGAAAUUACUUCUGUAUACUUCUUAAAGAAAUAAGACUGAAAUAAAUUAUUCUGGAAACGGACCUACUAUUUUUGCCCAGGGGGGAGAAUAUCACUGUAUAUCAUCAUUUCACUUCGAUAUUUUGGAUGCACCGAUGAGAGAUCCAGUUUUCACAGGGACUGCCAUGGCUUAUCACCCUUUCCACGCUCACCGGCCGACCGACUUCUCCAUGUCAGCUUUCCUAGCGGCUGCGCAGCCCUCCUUCUUCCCGACGCUCACUCUGCAACACGGGGCUCUCACUAAGCCCAUGUCGGACCAUCUCGUCGGAGCCGCGGAGGCAGGGCUCCACCCGGCUCUCAGCCACCACCAUCAGGCGGCUCAUCUCCGCAGCUUGAAGAGCCUGGAGCCCGAGGAAGAGGUGGAGGACGACCCUAAAGUCACACUGGAGGCCAAGGAUCUAUGGGACCAGUUUCACAAAAUAGGAACAGAGAUGGUUAUUACCAAAUCUGGAAGGAGAAUGUUUCCUCCGUUUAAAGUCAGAAUAAAUGGGCUUGAUAAAAAAGCCAAGUAUAUUCUAUUGAUGGAUAUAGUCGCUGCCGACGACUGCCGCUACAAGUUCCACAAUUCUCGCUGGAUGGUAGCGGGAAAGGCCGACCCGGAGAUGCCCAAAAGAAUGUACAUUCACCCGGAUAGCCCGGCUACGGGAGAGCAGUGGAUGGCCAAGCCGGUUGCUUUUCAUAAACUGAAGCUGACCAACAAUAUCUCGGACAAGCAUGGAUUUGUAAGUACUACGAUUCUUAAUUCCAUGCACAAAUACCAGCCCAGGUUUCAUAUCGUGAGGGCCAACGACAUCCUGAAGCUCCCAUACAGCACGUUCAGGACAUACGUGUUCCCGGAGACAGACUUCAUUGCUGUCACAGCUUAUCAAAACGACAAGAUAACACAACUGAAGAUUGAUAAUAACCCUUUUGCCAAAGGAUUCAGAGACACUGGAAAUGGAAGGAGAGAGAAAAGGGAACCGUUCAACUCUAGGAAACAGUUGACCCUUCCCUCCCUGCGGAUGUAUGAAGACCAAUGCAAAGCAGACCGAGACGGGGGCGACUCUGAUGCCUCCUCUAGCGAACCAACAACUGGCCGAGAAAGUGCGCACUCCCCAAUCGGACCUGGAUCCAGCCCGCUUAGGUUCAGUCGAAUCAGCCGAGAUGAUAAAACCUGUACUGACAGUGAGCAAGAACUUGAUCAUCAGGAUGAGCGUUGUACCGCAUCGAACAGCCCUGGACCCGAGCCGCUCUCUCCCUUCAGCCCGAGGUGCGAGGACCGGGUGAAGGAUAAGCCGAGUCUGGACAAGAAAGACGACUAUCCGUGCUCAAGGAAGCCGAGUGACUCCAUAUUCAGGAACCUUGAGAAAGGAGACAAAACGGAGAACAGGCACAGGAAAGACACUACAGAUUCGUCAAAAAAGAACACCACAGACAGCGGCGGGAUAAGCGCAAGCAAGGAAAGUUUCUCCCCGCUCAUGGUUCAAACAGAGAGCCCAUCACACUUUAGCGCGAGCCACCUGCAGAGUCUGGCCCUGUCUGGCUUGCACAGCCAGCAGUUUUUUAAUCCCAUGAACGCCGGACAAAUGCUAUUUCACCCUGGACAGUUCGCUAUGGGCCCAGGAGCGUUUUCUGCCAUGAGCAUGGGACAUCUAUUGGCGUCGGUAUCUGGAGCAAGUGGUAUGGAAAACGGCAGCCUCUCCGCCCAGGGCACGGGGGGCACCCCGAACCCUUUCCCCUUCCAUCUGUCGCAGCACAUGCUCGCCUCUCAGGGCAUUCCCAUGCCGACCUUUGGAGGCCUGUUCCCAUACCCAUACAACUACAUGGCUGCUGCUGCAGCCGCGGCCUCCGCCAUGCCCGCCAGCACUACAGCCAGCUCGCUCUCGAGGAAUCCCUUCCUCACCAGCUCCCGCCCUCGGCUCCGGUUUAAUCCUUACCAGAUCCCGGUGUCUAUGGCCCAGAGCACAAGUCUACUCACCACCAGCCUGCCAGGCGGCCUAAACCCCGGCUCCGAAUCCUCCAAAUCGGGCAGCAGGGAGACGAGUCCCGUGCCUGAUGUCCACAACAACAAAGCGGGGUCGAGUCAUAGGACCAGCUCUCCCAAAUCGAUGAAGGACUCUAUCAAUGAGCUCCAAAACAUCCAGAGACUAGUGAGCGGCCUGGAGAGCCAGAGAGAGACGUAUCCCCCCAGAGACUCCCCUAAGUGAUCUCACUAAUGGAAUAAUAUAUUCCACCACGACUUGGCUUGAAAAUCAGAGGACUUUAUUAAACAUUUUGUACAGCACAUUACGCGAGGAAAUGGCAAUACCGGCCUACCUUUUCUCGCGCCUGGACGGAGCAAGGAAGCAGGGAAUGAAGGAGAGAGAACCAGCGUCAUCACUUACUGUUACUGUGUGGGGUACGCUUUCAAUAUUGUAGGAAAUUGAAGCAUCGAAAUAAUAUGAAAACCAAAAGUGAGCACUGAAUUUUUAGGCUGCUGGCUAAAACUUGAGUACACAAAGAGGAUACCAUACCACAAGGAGGAAAACUUACUAAGAACAUUCUUCAUGUAGAACAUAUUGAUGUUAAAAGGACAGUGGAAACGUCGUGGCAUUGUUUUUAGGGACUGAAGAAAGAAAGAACUUUAUCGAACUAUAAUCAAUAGACGUGCUUUUGAUUUAUGAUGAGAGCACUGCAACAGCAUAAGUACUGAAUGAACAUGGGUGAGCAACCUGUAGAAUGACAGGAAGACAAGCUACAUCCAAAAGGUUUUCAAAACAUAGGCUAUUUCAAAAGGGAUGGAUAAAAUAAACAUUCCGUUAAAAAUAAUUGAUAGAAGAAAGCUUAGGCCUAUCAUUUUUGCCAGAAAAAAUGUUUGAACUAUUUAUGUAAUUAAAAUUAAUUAUGUAAAUAAGCUAUAAAGGAAUCCAAUAAUAUGCAAUUGGUAUUAAUUUAUUCAAAACUGUACAUUGGUGUGUAUAUAAUAUUUAGAGUUUAACUCAUUGCUUUUUAUUCUUUUUUAUUUUACAUGAACGUAUAGGCCUUCUGUAAAUGAAAGGUAUUUAGCGCUUGUUGGUUUGAACCAAAACGUCUUUACAUGUAGUGCAUAGGCAUAGCUGAUUAUCUGCCUGUGACACGUGAAGGAAACAAACAUGUGUGCCAUGUUUAUCUGCAAUCUCUGUCUGCAAAAACUAAUAUCAGAAAAGAGAGAGAGAGAUAGAAAGAGAGAGGGAGAGAUAGAAAGAGAGAGGGAGAGAUAGAUAGAGAGAGAGAGGGAGAGAUAGAUAGAGGGAGAGAUAGAAAGAGAGAGGGAGAGAUAGAUAGAGAGAGAAAGCUGCCUAUUUGUCACAUUACCUGACUAUUAUCUGCAGGAGAGGCAGAGAUAUAGAAAAACCUCAGGUCAUUUCACUCCAACACAGGAGAGGAUGAUAACAUGUAUCUUUAAAUGGGGCACAAUGCAUAUCUAUAUAUAAAUAUAUUUAAUUUGAAAGCGUAUCUCGUUUAUGUUGGUUGUCCGGGUAAAUUCAUUUUUUUGUUGAAUUAUCUCAAAAUUUCAAUUAAAAAAAACAAUGUGUUAAAAA